Molecule: messenger RNA, 1032 nt
Organism: Striga asiatica
Lineage: Eukaryota; Viridiplantae; Streptophyta; Magnoliopsida; Lamiales; Orobanchaceae
Source: the annotation of a GenBank genome assembly
AUGAGAAGGAAAUUAAGAAAAAGGGAGGGGGGACCCACCGCGAAUCACGCGACACAACUUUCCCCCUCCACCAUCCCGGCCAUCGUGUCGUACAACGGCCGGUUUAGCGUCUCCGGCAGCAACAACGCCAGAGCCCCUCCCGCAAUCCCGCAAGCCCCAAACACCACAAACGGGACUCGCUCCCCAAGCACCACGAUCAACGGCGCCAAUAUGGCGCCCAUCUGGGCUGCUUGGGUUGCCGACCCCAAUGCUGCAUUCCUCACCACCGUCGGAAAAAGCUCCACCACAAAACCCGAUUACACAGAACGCCCCACUGAACCACUGGGUCCCGACGCUCAACGGCUUCCUCCCGAACCUAUCCAACAAGAGCGCGGUCAACAAGUAAGCCGGCAUCUCGGCCACCGAGUUGAGGAACACGUUGAGGUUGAGGUUCGUCCCAAGGUUCACGACGUUGAGGCUCAACCCGUAGUACACGACCGAGCAAAAGAAGUUGAUGCUCACAGCCAAGAAGAGCCGGGUGCGCGUCACGCGCGAACGGACCACGGCGAGGGCGACGUUAUCCGGCAUGGGCCUCCCGUUGUCCCGGGCGAUGCUCCGCAUGAUAUUUGUCGCUUGGACGAUUUUGCCCCUGAUGAGGCACCAACGGGGGGACUCGGAGACGAACGGGAGGACGGUGAGGAGGAAGGCGAGGGAUGGGAGGGAGGUGGCGACGUAGAGGGUCCGCCAGGACGCAGUGAAGAAGGCGGCGAUUCCGGCGAGGGCGGCGAUCCCGCCAGAGAAGAAGUAGAAAGUCGACAUUCCAGCGAGGCCGCGCUUGGUGGGGCCCACGGGCUCGGUGGAGAGGACGAAAGAGCAGAGGCCGACGCCGCCGGUACUGAAGCCGGUGAGGAGGCGGAGGACGGCGUAAACGGCGUAGUUCGGGGAGAGGGCCGUGAGGCAUCCGAAGAUAGCAUUGAGGAGGCAAACAACCGAGAGGGAGCCUUUUCGACCGAGUUUGGAGUCGGAAAGGUGGCCGAAAACUCCGGCGCCUGA